Messenger RNA from Carlito syrichta (Philippine tarsier), 883 nucleotides. It is a transcript of the gene NKIRAS2, whose product is annotated as NFKB inhibitor interacting Ras like 2. The transcript has 4 exons. Gene Ontology annotation, molecular function: GTPase activity; GTP binding. The coding region runs from base 168 to 743 and encodes 191 amino acids. Gene Ontology annotation, biological process: canonical NF-kappaB signal transduction. NCBI's taxonomy places the organism in Eukaryota, Metazoa, Chordata, Mammalia, Primates, Tarsiidae. The record is from RefSeq and is a predicted model, not a curated record.
GCCGGCCGGAAGCUGGGGGGCGGGACGCGGCGGGGGCGGGGCCGACAGAGUCGGCUCCGACCCGGAGGACAGGGAGUCGUUGAGGCGGUGCUGCCUCUCCCUGGUGCCCGCGCGCUCCAAGGGGCCCGGCUGGCGCUGCGGGGGCCCCGGGAGGUUAAAGACUAAGCAUGGGGAAGAGCUGCAAGGUGGUUGUGUGUGGCCAGGCAUCCGUGGGAAAAACAUCCAUCCUGGAGCAGCUUUUGUAUGGGAACCAUGUCGUGGGUUCUGAGAUGAUCGAGACACAGGAGGACAUCUAUGUGGGCUCCAUCGAGACAGACCGGGGGGUGCGGGAACAGGUGCGCUUCUAUGACACGCGGGGGCUCCGAGACGGGGCUGAGCUGCCCCGGCAUUGCUUCUCCUGCACCGAUGGCUAUGUCCUGGUCUACAGCACGGACAGUCGAGAGUCCUUUCAGCGGGUGGAGCUUCUCAAGAAGGAGAUUGACAAAUCCAAGGACAAGAAGGAGGUCACCAUUGUCGUCCUUGGCAACAAGUGUGACCUACAGGAGCAGCGACGUGUGGAUCCGGACGUGGCUCAGCACUGGGCCAAGUCGGAGAAGGUGAAGCUGUGGGAGGUGUCGGUGGCUGACCGCCGCUCCCUCCUGGAGCCCUUCGUCUACCUGGCCAGCAAGAUGACGCAGCCCCAGAGCAAGUCCGCCUUCCCCCUCAGCCGGAAGAACAAGGGCAGCGGCUCUCUGGAUGGCUGAGACCUGCCUUUCCCGCCUCACCCUCCCAGCCCCAACUUGGCUUGUGGGGCUCUGGGAGGUGGGAGGGCAAGAGGGGAGGGCAGGCAAGCUUGUCUGGGAGCCGGGGGAGCCCACACUAGCCAGGCCCAGGCCAGCCCCAG